AUGAUCGAAGACUUUGGGGCUUACAUACUUUUUGGACUUGCAAUUGUGCCGAUUACGGCUUACUUCAACCAAAUCCUAUUUUUUACUUUUGCGUUUUAUGUGAGCGCAAUACCCAUAGGCUUUCCUUUAAAUGUCUCGUUUUUUUUUUCGGUGGUUUCAUUAAGAUUUUGUUUUUUCUUCGGCAGCUCUGCCAAUUUUUACAGAAGAUCUCACCCCCCUCUGCAACAUUACCCUGGCGUAACCAUUAUUAAGCCCCUCAUGGGCGUCGAUCCUCUUCUGCGGGAAAAUAUUGUUAGUCAUUUGGAGCUUAAUUAUCCGAACUUUGAAAUCAUCUUCUGCGUAGAAUCACCCGAUGACCCGGCAAUCGAUCUGGUUCAAUCGCUCCUCCAGGAAUAUCCCAACGUUGAUGCUCGUCUUAUUGUUGGAGGGAGUGGCAACGUUAUCAACCCAAUGGUUAACAAUCUCCUCCCGGGCUAUGAAUCAGCGAAGUACGACUUGGUCUGGGUUAGCACAAGUCGAAUUCGA
Molecule: messenger RNA, 525 nt
Organism: Dibothriocephalus latus
Lineage: Eukaryota; Metazoa; Platyhelminthes; Cestoda; Diphyllobothriidea; Diphyllobothriidae
Source: the annotation of a GenBank genome assembly